Molecule: messenger RNA, 1881 nt
Organism: Dama dama (fallow deer)
Lineage: Eukaryota; Metazoa; Chordata; Mammalia; Artiodactyla; Cervidae
Gene: TKTL2
Product: transketolase like 2
Exons: 1
Coding region: 1-1881 (626 amino acids)
Molecular function (GO): thiamine pyrophosphate binding; transketolase activity
Source: RefSeq, a predicted model, not a curated record
AUGGCGGACAGCGCGUUACCGGACGCGACCACAGUGCAAGUGCUGCGGGACCUGGCCAACCGCCUGCGCGUCCAUUCCAUCAGGGCUACGUGUGCCUCUGGCUCCGGCCACCCCACAUCGUGUUGCAGCGCGGCAGAGAUCGUGUCGGUGCUUUUCUUCCACACGAUGAGGUACAGACAGACUGAGCCCGCUCACCCUGACAACGACAGAUUCGUCCUUUCCAAGGGUCAUGCAGCUCCACUGCUCUAUGCUGCCUGGGCGGAGGCGGGCGGCAUCAGUGAAACCGACCUGCUGAACUUGAGGACAAUUCAUUGUGACCUUGAGGGACAUCCCACCCCCAGGCUGUCAUUUGUGGAUGUGGCGACAGGAUCGCUCGGGCAAGGAUUGGGGGCUGCGUGUGGAAUGGCUUAUACUGGCAAGUACUUGGACAAAGCCAGCUACCGAGUAUUCUGCCUUCUGGGUGACGGUGAGUCCUCAGAAGGCUCCGUCUGGGAAGCUUUGGCCUUUGCUUCCCGCUACGGUUUGGACAAUCUCGUGGCAGUGUUUGACGUGAACCGCUUGGGGCAAAGUGGCGUUGCGCCACUGAAGCACUGCACAGACAUCUAUCGGAAUCGCUGCGAGGCCUUUGGAUGGAAUACUUACUUAGUGGAUGGCCAUGAUGUGGAAGCUUUGUGCCAGGCCUUUUCUCAAGCUGCUCAAGGGAAGAACAAGCCCACUGCUAUAAUUGCAAAGACCUUCAAGGGACGGGGUAUUCCAAAUGUUGAGGAUGCAGAAAAUUGGCAUGGAAAGCCAAUGCCAAAAGAAAAAGCAGAUGAAAUCAUUAGACUAAUUCAAAGUCAGAUACAGACCAACAGGAAUCUCCUACCAAAACCUCCUGUUGAAGGUUCACCUCCAGUCAGCAUCACAAAUAUAAAAAUGACCUGUUUGCCUGAUUAUAAAGUUGGUGACAAGGUAGCUACUCAGAAAGCAUAUGGUUUGGCUCUGGCUAAACUGGGCCUUGCAAAUGAAAGAGUUGUUGUUCUGGAUGGUGACCCAAAGAACUCCACCUUUUUUGAAAUAUUCAAGAAAGAACAUCCUGAGCGUUUUAUUGAGUGUUUUGCUGCAGAACAAAACAUGGUGAGUGUGGCACUGGGCUGUGCCACACGAGGUCGAACCAUUACUUUUGUUACUACUUUAGCUGCCUUUUUGACUAGAGCAUUUGAUCAGAUCCGGAUGGGAGCCAUAUCUCAAACUAAUAUAAAUCUUAUUGGUUCUCACUGUGGAGUGUCUGUUGGUGAAGAUGGCCCGUCCCAGAUGGCCUUGGAAGAUCUAGCCAUGUUCAGAAGCAUUCCAAAUUGCACUGUUUUCCUCCCAAGUGAUGCUGUCUCAACAGAGCAUGCUGUUUAUCUGGCUGCCAAUACCAAAGGAAUGUGCUUCAUUCGGACAUGCCAAUCAGAAACUGCAGUUAUUUAUACCCCACAAGAAAAUUUUGAGAUUGGAAGGGCCAAGGUCAUCCGCUACAGUAAUAAUGACAAAGUCACAGUAAUUGGAGCUGGAAUUACUCUGCAUGAAGCGUUAGCAGCUGCUGAUGUUCUUUCUCAGCAAGAUAUUUCUAUCUGUGUUAUUGACCUGUUUACCAUUAAACCCCUGGAUGCUGCCACCAUCAUCUCCUGUGCAAAAGCUACUGGUGGCCGGGUUGUCACAGUGGAAGAUCAUUACCAAGAAGGUGGCAUUGGUGAAGCUGUGUGUGCAGUAGUGUCUGGGGAGCCUGACAUCCAUGUUCAUCAGCUGUCGGUGUCAGGAGUGUCUGAAAGAAACAGGAAACCUAGUGAAUUACUGAGUAUGUUUGGUGUCAGUGCUAGACACAUCAUAGCAGCUGUGAAAUAUACUUUAAUGAACUAA